AAUAAUAAAGAUUAUUUUAGAAUUAAAAUAAUCCCAUUUAUUUUAGAGAAAUAAUCGUCUGCUACCUUGUGUAAAGCUAUCAUUACGUGGCAAUCGGCAAACCUCGGUCAUUAUCUAUAGAUUGUUUACAUUACACUGGUUACCGUGUUUAUCGUAUCAUUUCUAUAUAGAGCCGGGUUUAAAGAGUUAGCUGUUAAUAAUAUAAAAGCCCGAGUUUCUCGUGCAACUUUCUCAGUUUUUGUUUGACGACGAAGCAUUAACACACUCAAUUAGAGUAAGCUGAAAUUUAUUAGCCAUGCCACGAGGUCGUACACGCCGAAGGAUUCAACCUUCGAGAAGAGAAAUGGCCAUGCGACGCAGCGAGAGAGGACAGGCAGCUUCAGUACCUGAAAUUCCUCUAGGAGAGCGUCGUUUGCAGAGAAAUGCACGAGGGACCGUCGAAUGUCAACAAAAUUCAACUCCACGUCGUGCAGGUAGAGCAGUAGAUGAUUGUGGUAGCGCCCAGCCCCAGCAGAGUCAAGAGCACGUGCAGGAUAACCCGCGCGUCGAUGCCAGACAACCGAGGGGUCAGAAGCGCCAAGCCGACGAAUUGGACGACAUGGUGGAUGUCAGGCUUCUAGAGACUGAAGCGGAUGUUUGGGUCCUGGGUGACUCGAUCCCGUUCUGGCUGGACAGCGGGCAAAGAAUACAGGAAAGCCUAAUUUGAGAUUGAAAGAUUU
Ruditapes philippinarum (Manila clam) is the source of this 719-nucleotide messenger RNA. RefSeq lists its product as uncharacterized. The transcript has 2 exons. NCBI's taxonomy places the organism in Eukaryota, Metazoa, Mollusca, Bivalvia, Venerida, Veneridae. The record is from RefSeq and is a predicted model, not a curated record. Bases 296 to 706 code for a protein of 136 amino acids.